This is a messenger RNA of Pararge aegeria (speckled wood butterfly), 1774 nucleotides long. Its product is annotated as epoxide hydrolase 4-like. Lineage: Eukaryota; Metazoa; Arthropoda; Insecta; Lepidoptera; Nymphalidae. The transcript has 6 exons. Bases 215 to 1279 code for a protein of 354 amino acids. The record is from RefSeq and is a predicted model, not a curated record. Gene Ontology annotation, molecular function: hydrolase activity.
CACAACAUCCGUUUCGUUCGAACUUCGAGACUCGAGAACUAUUGAUAAAAACUGAUAAGAAUUAAACUCGGGCUUAAAACAUUUCACCCUUCGGAAUUAAUGUAAAUACAUCGAACAGAUUGUGAGCACGUAUGAACGCAGAAUUAUUUAUUAUUAAUUAAUUUAUAAUUAUUAUAAUAUUAUUAUAAUUAUAUAUUAUUAAUGAUUAUUUCAAAUGGGUGUGCAGAGUGAUAAAGUGUUAGAAGUUGUGUCGGGGUGGGAAGCAGUGAAAUUAGUGUUAAAGUGUGCUUUUAUAGGCUUGUGGCAGAUGAUACAUCUCGCGGUACGAAGGUUAUGGAAAGGGCAUCGGCGGAAACUCUCCAAAAACUGUCCUCCAGUCGAACUUACCGUGGAUUCGUCCAUCGGCAUACAUUGCUACAUCAAAAUAAUGGGUGUCAAAUACCACUAUGUAGAGACAGGCCCAAAAUGUGGCAAGAAAGUCCUCAUUCUCGGAGAUGCUCCAGACUCGGGCGAUCUAUGGGUACCAAGAUGGUCAUCAGUGGUGAGACGACUUGCAGAAACUGGCCACCAUGUGAUUACUCUGGAUCUGCGAGGAACGGGCGGCAGUGAAGGAGGUUGGAGGAGUGAUCUGUCACCUCCAAGGGCUGUGGAGGAGUUGAGGGCGCUACUGUUAGCUCUUGGUGCUUCAGAUAAAAAUCCAGCGAUUGUCAUAGGCUUUGGCAUUGGUGGUAUGUUGACUUGGUACCUGGUCCACUGCCACGGGUCGCUCGUCAGCAAGUUCGCGGUGGUAGCGGCACCGCACCCCAACCUCUACUGGCAACACCCGCCCGCUGCAUUCUGCCAGGGCUCCAUACAUUUUAUACAGUGGCCCCACUUCCCCGAGAGCUGGCUGGCGGAGGGUGUGCUGCAAGAAGGCACGCAAUGGGCAAGUUCCCGCGCAAGAGACUGGAGCGGCGCCCUGAACUAUGUUAGAGGCGCGGCGUGGUACCGCGUGCACGCGGAGCACCGGGUGCAGGCUCGCGCGCUGCUGGUGGGCGCGCGGGACAGCGCUGCCCAGCUGGUGGCCAGCGCGCAGUACUGCGCGAGCCCCGCGCUGCGCCUCGUGACCAGCCCGGGGCCCGGGGACAAAGACCUGCCCGCCAUGGUGCUAGACUUCUUCCUGGGUAAACAGAAGCCCCCCGAAGAGGUAUCCCGGGGACUGGUGGGCAGAGUUUUGGGGGCUGUGGCCGAUCGGGGACGCGAGCUUACAGCGCGCCUCGCCUUACCUGCGAAUGCGUGAUAGUCUGAACAGGAAUUUAGUCUGAAAGUGCCUCAGUUAAUACUUUUAUAAAUUCAAAUUCAUUUAUUUCAAGUAGGUUACUUUAUAAGCACUUUUGAAACGUCAAGUAUGUAUGUUUGUAGUGACUCUACCAGCAUACAUCUUUAACCUCUAUUAUAACCACAACACGAAUAGCAUGUGUCGGAGACAUAUUUCUAGAAAAGACAAAAAUAGCCAGUAGCGGGCACUAAUUUAUGCAUAAACUCAGUUAACAAAUGCUAGCGUAUAAAAAAGGUUUUUCCUCAAUAAAGAAUUUUGUAUCGUGUUGUCUAUUCCUAUUUAUACAAAAGGAUAAAUAAGUAGCAAUUAGACAAACGCGUCAGCACUGCAUAGUAUGUUUUAUAUUACACUAGCGUACCCAGCCCGCUCCGCCGGGCUAGAUUUUGCUUUAUUUUAUUCAAACAUUAAACUUACAUCAUUAAAUUUUUAAUUUAAGCCUCAUAAUAUAUUAAAUCA